Molecule: messenger RNA, 2543 nt
Organism: Capra hircus (goat)
Lineage: Eukaryota; Metazoa; Chordata; Mammalia; Artiodactyla; Bovidae
Gene: TOP1MT
Product: topoisomerase (DNA) I, mitochondrial
Biological process (GO): DNA topological change; DNA replication
Cellular component (GO): chromosome; mitochondrial nucleoid
Molecular function (GO): DNA binding; DNA topoisomerase type I (single strand cut, ATP-independent) activity
Source: RefSeq, a predicted model, not a curated record
AUGGCCCUUGGUGCUCUCCGGAUGUCCUCUGAAAACGGGGAUCUGCAGAGCACGGCCAGCGGCCAGGAUGAGAAGGUCCUGUGGCCGCGCACCCUGGGAGAGGGAGACGCGGAGCGAGUGGACACAAGCCGGGGAAAGGAUGGGGCGAAAGUGGAAAGCAAAUGGAAGGAAAAUAAAAGGAGAAAAUUGGAAGAGAAAAGGCAGAAAGGGCUUGAGAAACGAGGAGCCGGGGGAGGGAGGCGGCCGCGGGGAGAGAAGGCGCGCGGGUGGCCGCAGCAGCAGGGCGGGGCCGCGGGCGGGCAACGGAGACACGGACGCCACGCGCUGCCGGGCAGACGCGCGGAUGGGGGCCAGAGGGCUGUCCCCUGCGGGGACGCUGGCCGAUACCGACAGUGGGGUAGAGUUGGUGGGGAGCAAGCGGCUGCCGGGCCGCCGUGGGGAGGAGCUGCGCGCGGGUGGCGGGGCCGCGUGCGCAUCCUGCGGCUGUCGGCCACUGUCUGGGGACGGAGGGGUCGGCGGGACGGCUUGAAUUCAGGGCCUGUCCGCAGCGUAAGGAGGCUGUCCCGAGAGCUCAGGGUGGAGGAGGAAGGCGGGGACAAGGGACCGCGUGGGGGCUGUAUUUCCCUGACUGGGCCCGCCGUGGGGCCGGGAAGACGCCCCGCGGAGGAAGAAAGCCUCCCAGCGCCAGGCCGCCCUGUGCUCGGCCCGAGCGGCUCCUGGAGAGCAGAGUGCGUCCCGACGUCCCCCAGGCCUUCAGCCCAGCAGAGAGGGUCCGCCGCCGAGCCGGUGAGGGCGGGAGCGCAGCGGAGGGUGCACGUGGUCCUGAGUUUCCCCGAAGGUGAUCUUAGGCCGCAGGUGCAGCGCGUGAUGUUUCCGGACGUGCCUGGGGGUGCAGCCCCCCUUCUCACCCUUGCUCCCCAGGGGGGCCCCUUUGGCGGUUUCUUCCUCCGUUCCGCUUUGCAGCAGAGGAGGUUGCAAGAGGAGGCUGCUGCGUUUUAUGGGAAAGUGUUGCAGCAUGAAUAUACAACAAAAGAAGUCUUCCCAGACAACUUCUUCAGUGACUGGCGGAAGGAAAUGACAGCAGAAGAGAGGCAGGUCGUCAAGCACCUGGACAGGUGUGACUUCACGGAGACCCACAGACACUCUGUGGACAAGACUGCUUCCCAGAAGGCUCUGUCCAGGGGGGAGAAGCAGAAGCUCAAAGAAGAGAAGGAAAAACUUCAGCAAGAGUUUGGCUACUGUAUCUUAGAUGGGCACCGCGAGAAGAUUGGCAGUUUCAAGACUGACCCCUGGUCAGUCCGAGGCUGGGGCGACCACCCCAAGAUGGAGAGGCUGAAGAGGAGGGUCCUGCCGGAGGACGUGGUCAUCAACUGCAGCAGGGACUCUGCAGUACCCGAGCCCCUAGCCGGCCCCCAGUGGAAGGAGGCCGGGUGUGUCCGCACAGUCAUGAGGUUGGCGGCAUGGACGGAGAACGUGCAGAACCUCAUCAAGUACGUCACGCUGAACCCUGGCUCCAAGCUGAAGGGGGAGAGAGACUGGGGGAAGUACAAGGUGGCUCAGCACUUGAAAGGGGUUGUGGGCGAGAUCCGUUCCCAGUACCGGACCGCCUGGACGUCUCUAGAGAUGAGGACAAGACAGUGCGCUGUGCCCCUUAACUUCAUCGACAAGGUGCGGGUGGUCCCGAGCCUCCCCUGGACUUCUCAUGCUGGGAACGGGGAGGAGGGCAGCGGACAUGGUGGCUGCUGCUCCCUCCGCGUGGAGCAUUUCCAGCUGCACCCAGAGGCCAGCGGCUCUCCUGACCUCGUAAACGGGUCUGGAGGCUGGAAUCGGGCUGUGAGCGGCGAAUGCCGCUUCCUGGCGGCCAUGCCUUUGUGCACUGCCAGCCCGAACAGGCACCUGCAGGACCCGAGGGAUGGCCUGACGGCCAGGGUGUUCCGGACCUACAACGCCAGUGUCAUGCUGUAGGGGCAGCUGCAAGCACUGCCCCGAGCUGAAGACAGCAUAGCUGCCAAACUUCUGUCUUACAACCGAGCAAACCGGUGUGCCUUUCUCUGCAGCCAUCAGUGCACAACGCCCAAGACCUUUGACAAGUCAGUGCAGAUGCUUCAGUCCCAGAUAGAGGCGAAGGAGCAGCAGGUGGCCGAGGCCAAGACAGAACUGCAGGAGGCAUGGGCUGACCACACAUCCCGAGGGGACAGCAGGUCCCCCCUCUUCCUGGAGAAGAGGGGGCAGCUGCUGGAGAAGCUGGAGGAGCAGCUGCUGAGAGUGAGCAUGCAGGCCACAGACGAGGAGGAGAGUAAGCAGGUGGCCCUGGGCACCUCCAACCUCAACUACCUAGACCCCCGGGUCGGUGUCACCUGGUGCUGUAAGAAGUUUGAGGUGCCUGUGGAGAAGGUCUACAAGACCCAGAGGGAGAAAUUCACCUGGGCGCUUGACAUGGCGGGCGAAGACUUUGAGUUCUAAAGGAGUACCUCCCCUGCCUUGCUGGGACUGACUUUGUAGUUUUUUUCCACCAUUAAAGCCUAUUGGGGAGUUUUGUACAA